Messenger RNA from Onthophagus taurus, 1517 nucleotides. RefSeq names its product trypsin delta-like. The record is from RefSeq and is a predicted model, not a curated record. Gene Ontology annotation, biological process: proteolysis. Gene Ontology annotation, molecular function: serine-type endopeptidase activity. NCBI's taxonomy places the organism in Eukaryota, Metazoa, Arthropoda, Insecta, Coleoptera, Scarabaeidae.
AAAAUAAAUUUAUGGAAUCAAUUUCAACAUAUUAUUAUUAUUACACAAUGUAAUAACCGCAAUGAACGAAAAUUCAACGUUUCUAUAAGAUACUUCAACUUAUGAUGCACAAACAGCAGUGAAUUUGGCCGAUUUUGCAACUCAGAUCAAAAUUUAGACAACAAUUUCCACCAGAUAUAGUAAUUUCCAUGAAAAAAAUGUGGAUUUGGCCGCUUUUGAUUCCAAGCUACUCAAAUUUAAAUUUAUUUGCCUUAAAAGUACAACAUUGACCAUUAUAACAAAAACAAUAUUAUCGAUGAAUCAGAUAAAAUACUAAGAAACACAAAAAGUACAUGAGAUUGUUAUCGAUUAGGACAAUACGUCAUCUUGUUUAAAACUCAUUUCAUUUUAUUUUUAUACCUAUUAUAAUAAUAAAGUAGAGAAUAAAUAAUUAUUAAAACUAACUUUUUAUUAACCGGUCAAUAUCUAAUCUAGAGAUAGUUAUUAAAACACUUUAUUUACAUUACACUUACACUAAAAAAAAACGAUUGCUUAAGCAUUAAAAGUGAAGUGGUUAAAUCAAAAAAAAUUUAAUCUUUUUAUUUCCAAUUAAUAUAUAAAGGGGAUCGUUUUAAAACUAGCCACAACUUACGAGUUCGAUCAAUUCUAAGUAAAAUGCGUUUCAUCCUUGCUUUAGUUUUUGUUGGUUGCGCCUUCGCCGCACCAAGAGAUGCCCCAAUGGUCCCAAUGCUCGAUGGACGCAUUGUAGGAGGUUCAAACGCUAACAUCGCAAACUUCCCUUACCAAUUAAGUUUAAGAUCUUCAGGAUCUCACAUUUGUGGAGCUUCAAUUAUUAGCGCAAAUUGGGCUAUCACCGCCGCUCAUUGCGUCGUUGGAAAAACCGCAUCUUCCUUGACAAUCCGUUCUGGAAGUAGCCUCCACGCCUCAGGAGGGACCAUCCAUAGCAUCUCCUCGAUUAUUUAUCACUCAAGUUAUAAUUCAGCUACCGUCGAUUACGAUAUUGCCGUUAUUAAAGUUAGCACAGCUUUUAAUAUUGGAGCUUCUGGUGUGAACACAGUUGCUCUUCCUUCUGAUGGAAGCACCCCAAGUGCUGGAACUAAUGCUAUUGUAUCAGGAUGGGGAACUUUAAGCUCUGGGUCUAGUAGUCUUCCAACUCAGCUUCAAUCCGUCACUGUACCAAUUGUUAGCCAAUCUAGUUGUAAAUCUUCUUAUGGAACUUCAUCCAUCACUGAUCGUAUGUUAUGCGCUGGAUUUACUGCUGGAGGUAAAGACGCCUGUCAAGGUGAUAGUGGAGGUCCAUUAGUUGUUGGAAAUACUCUCGUUGGUGUUGUUUCUUGGGGAAGAGGAUGCGCUUUGGCUGGAUACCCCGGUGUUUAUGCCAGCGUUGGUAAUCUUCGCAGUUGGGUUCGUCAACAAACUGGAGUUUAAAUUUAAAAGAUAAUAUUAAAAUCUAUCGAUUUUUUUUUCAAAUUUUAAUAUUUAAUUUAAUGAAAAUUAUUUUGACACUAGAUUAUGUG